AAAGUGGCAACACUGAUUCGCAGUGUGUUGUUUGGCAAAGCCAAAACAAACUGUUUUCGUAGCUAAGCUAAAUUAAUAUUUCAAAUAUAAAGUUGCAAAUUCCAUUUUGUGCCUAAUUAGGCCUAAUAUUUGCAGGAUGAGCACUACCAGCACAUCUGUGACGACUCCGAACAAACAAGUUAAAACCGACAGUUGGAUGGACGAUGUUCUGCGCCCGAACAACAGUUCAAGCAAGAAUGGUAAAAACUACUCCAACUUAUUGGAAAUGGAAAGAUUUGGAAAUACGAACUAUUCAUUGGAAGAUUCCAGCACUGUUGAUUACAUCGUAGACGACAUUCCAAUGCUACCGGACGCUGAUGAACUGCAAGAAAGUCUGCUCUAUAAGGAAUCACCCAACUUACCGUCAGUUACAACGUACAAACAGCUUGGUUCAGAUAUAUUUCCCAACAGCAAGUCUUCAUUGGGAAAUUUGGAUGAAAUUGAUAUUUCUAUUCUAACCGAGUGUCUUGAAAACGAAGAGUACAUUGAAGAGCCUGACGAACCUUGGAUCUGGGAUCAGCUAUUUGCUAAGUUGUCGGUGAAAAUUAACACCGAAGCAAAAACUACGCCAGUUGAAUAUAAAAACUAAACAGUUUUAUGUCGAAUUCAAAA
Molecule: messenger RNA, 651 nt
Organism: Aedes aegypti (yellow fever mosquito)
Lineage: Eukaryota; Metazoa; Arthropoda; Insecta; Diptera; Culicidae
Gene: IFT43
Exons: 4
Coding region: 137-628 (163 amino acids)
Biological process (GO): intraciliary retrograde transport
Cellular component (GO): cilium; intraciliary transport particle A
Source: RefSeq, a predicted model, not a curated record